AUGACGUCCAUAGUGUCUCCAGCGACCGCUCCUGCGGCUGCGACUACCGCUGCAACUGCCGCUACAACUGCUGAGAAGAUCAAAGUGACGAUCCGGAACGAAGUGAGUGCGUUUGCCCUCGAGACGUUCCCCGGGGAGAGCAUCGCCGGCGUGAAAGCCGCGUACUUGGAACACGGCGAGAACGUGGGCCACCCGAACUUCAUCUCACUGCUGCACAAGGGCAAAGAGCUGUCGGACGAGAAGACGCUGGCGGAGUUGGGCAUUACGGACGGAGAUGUGCUCGUGCACAUGGAGGUGGCGCACCAGCCGUUCCACCCGCUGAACUAUAAGGUGCUGGCCGAGAGCAUCAAGAACCGCAGGAAGCACGAGGAGGUCAACAUGCAGCUGUUGAAAGAAGACAAUAUCUGGGCGGCCCACUCUGACGGCACCGUGCACCGCCUUGGCAUGGAGAAAAGCAUCAUCUCGCGCUCGCUGAACAGUAGCUUACCGUCGCACUUUGCCAAGCAAAACGUGGGUGCAGGCAGGGCGUUUUUCAACCAGCUCUCGGUCCGCGUCAAUGGCUGCAGCUUUCACGUGCUGCCCAGUAUGGAGGGUCGAUGGAACGGCGAGCUCGCGACGAUUCCCCCACAGGAAGAGGGCAGCCAAGUGUGCUCGAAUGAGCUCGCGUUUCGGGACGACGAGGGCGUGUGGAGUCAGCGCCAGUCGAGGACGACCAUGAGUGGACUGACGUCCAUGCAGCACAUGUGGAUCAAGCCCGUGUCGGACGGUAUCCUCAAGAUCGAGACGGAUGACCCGACGUUGCGUGGCUCUGAUAUUACCAUGCAAGAGCUCGGCACCAACGUCAUCAUCAUCACGGCUAUUUCCAAGCGUUCAGGACGUCCGAUGAUGGUGGAGACAAUCACAGGCAUCGACAGCUCGCGCCGUCUUCGCACGAUCCAGCGUUUCGACGAGUCUGGCGCAUUCCGUUCGGUCUACGUCAUGAACGAAGUCAGGGUCGUUGAUGCAGUGUCCGGUGCGAUGGAGAAGUACGACAACGUCUUUUGA
Messenger RNA from Hyaloperonospora brassicae, 1044 nucleotides. Lineage: Eukaryota; Oomycota; Peronosporomycetes; Peronosporales; Peronosporaceae. The record is from the annotation of a GenBank genome assembly.